Messenger RNA from Malurus melanocephalus (red-backed fairy wren), 3265 nucleotides. It is a transcript of the gene ARSK, whose product is annotated as arylsulfatase family member K. The transcript is spliced from 8 exons. The record is from RefSeq and is a predicted model, not a curated record. Bases 120 to 1721 code for a protein of 533 amino acids. Lineage: Eukaryota; Metazoa; Chordata; Aves; Passeriformes; Maluridae.
UGGUGCCGCGGGUACAGUUCGGCGGGGUCAAGWUUUACGCUGUGGCCAGAGCCCCAGAAUUUGCUUUCGGAGCCACUGCCCUUCUCGGUCCGAGAGCUGGGGGCCACGGCGGCGGGGUGAUGCGAGGCKGCGUGCCGCUGGGGCGAGCCGGGCUGGCCCUACUCCUCAUGGCCGCCGGGGCGGGAGCAAGGCCUCGGCCGGCCGCCCGCGGGGACCAGCCCCGGUCCAACGUGGUGCUGGUGGCCUGCGACUCCUUGGAUGGACGCUUGACAUUUUUUCCAGGAAAUCAGACKGUGGAUUUGCCUUCUAUAAAUUUUAUGAAAAAACAAGGCACUAUCUUUCUCAAUGCGUACACCAAUUCUCCAAUUUGUUGUCCUUCUCGUGCAGCUAUGUGGAGUGGUCUUUUCACUCAUUUAACAGAAUCUUGGAAUAACUUCAAAGGUCUAGAUCCAGAUUAUGUAACMUGGAUGGAUCUUAUGGAGAAGCAUGGCUACACUACACAGAAGUUUGGGAAAUUGGACUAUACUUCUGGACAUCAUUCAGUAAGUAACCGUGUGGAAGCUUGGACCAGAGAUGUUGACUUCCUGCUCCGACAAGAAGGAAGACCCAUGGUGAAACUUAGAGGUGAUAGGAAGCAAGUUAGAGUGAUGGAAGCAGAUUGGCGGAAUACUGAUAAAGCAGUAAAUUGGAUAAAGGAAGAAGCUGUUAACCUUACUCAACCAUUUGUUCUUUACUUGGGACUUAAUUUACCACACCCAUAUCCGUCACCCUACACAGGAGAAAAUUUUGGAUCCUCUACAUUUUUAACUUCUCCCUAUUGGCUUGAAAAGGUAAAUUAUGAAGCUAUUAAAAUUCCCAAGUGGUCUUCUCUUUCAGAGAUGCAUCCAGUAGACUAUUACUCAUCGUACACCAAGAAUUGCACGGGAGAGUUUACAAAGGAAGAAGUGAGAAAUAUUAGAGCAUUUUAUUAUGCUAUGUGUGCAGAGACAGAUGCCAUGCUCGGUGAGAUUAUUUCAGCUCUGCGAGGUACUGGGCUUCUUGGAAAAACAAUCAUCAUAUUCACUGCAGAUCAUGGAGAACUAGCUAUGGAACACCGUCAGUUCUAUAAAAUGAGCAUGUAUGAAGGAAGUUCCCAUAUUCCUCUUUUAGUUAUGGGGCCAGAUGUAAGAAAACAGCAGCAAAUACUAAGUGCAGUAUCUCUUGUGGAUAUAUAUCCUACUAUGCUUGAUAUAGCAAGAAUUCCUGUCCCACAGAACCUCAGUGGAUAUUCUCUUAUACCGCUGCUGUGUGAAAAGGCUGGGAGCGAAGUGUCACCCAGAGAACAUCGGCCUUCAUGGGUGCUGAGUGAGUUYCAUGGGUGCAAUGUGAAUUCCUCUGUGUAUAUGCUGAGAGCUGGCAAGUGGAAAUACAUCGCRUACUCGGAUGGCUCCUCGGUACUGCCCCAGCUCUUUGACCUCACUGCUGAUCCAGAUGAACUUACAAAUGUUGCCACAAAAUUCCCAGUAAUUGUACAUUCCUUGGACAAAAUACUUCUCUCUUUAGUAAACUAUCCAAAGGUUUCUUUUUCUGUUCAGGAGUAUAACAAACAACAGUUUAUCAGCUGGAAACAAAGUUUGGGUCAUAAUUACUCAAGGAUUAUUGCGAACCUUAGGUGGCAUCAAGACUGGCUAAAGGAUCAAAAAAAGUAUGAGAAUGCAAUUGAAAAGUGGCUUGCUAAGUAGAUGCAGACAACCUAGAUUUAAUAUGACUGAGGAUAUAAAAACAUUAUGCAUUUGUAAUAUUAUGCUAUAUUUCAAGUGUUUGAAUUUUUGUUUUACAUAACCUAUUGAAAGUAAAGAUUCCUGAACAAUUGCUGCAUUGUGGUGGAAAGCCAAGAGCAUUUUAUAUAACUAGCCAGCAAAACAAAACUAGAGUUUUACAUGUUAUUGUUCUGUAACACAUGUGCAUAGAAAGGGUAGUAUGUAAAUACGAAUWGUGUGUAUGGAAUAUGUAGCUGAUUUCAAAAGUACAGAGUAUUAAGCAUUAGAAUGCAAUAGGAAUUUCCAUUUAUAAGGAUAAACAAAAGCAAGGAUUAUAAAAUUUAGUGAAGUAAGCUACCAGUUACAGUGAAAUUUCCUGGGUUUAUUAAAUCCAGAUCAGAUACACAUUCACCUACUUUAGAAAGGUAUAGCCGUUAAAAUAUGAYCAAAAAGUUGGUAACAAGUACUAGUCUGAACAUAGAUAUUUAUUUAAGUACUUAACUAUGUCAGCAUUCCUAUGUUAUAUGUGAUUGACUCCCCAUGUUUUCAAGACCUGCCUGCUAACCUCCUACUUUUGAAUCUGGUUCGUACCACUCUCUGCUGUUUAAAAUUUCAUAAUAUGCAAAGGCUGCUAAUUGAAUAUGUGUACAAGUGAAGAGGAAUCUGAUCUCUUGUCAUUGUCAGAAAUUUUAAAAUUAACCAAUAAAACAAAAACCAGUUGCCAAACCUGUGAGUAGAGCAGUUCUAUGAAAAGUCAUAAAGUGAUUUGCAUAACAUAAAAUAAAAGCUGCCUGAAUAAAUCUGUUAUGCAGUUAUAUUCUGCAAGUAAAUGCUUUAAUGCACAUCAGUGAGUAGAGAGCUGAAACCUUAUAUUUGCACAGAGAAGACACAAUUGAAGCUUGCAGGAAGAGUUAACAUAGAAAUACUACUUCCCAUUUUUCCAGUGAUCUGACAAAAAAAGGUAGUUUUGGAAGAAGGUAAGAUUUAGAUAGAAACUCUUCCACUUAGGGGAAUAUGAGAUUAUAGGAGCACUUAAUUUGCUUAUAUUUGGUCACUAUCAUUGCUGCCAUAAUACAAGUUCAGAAUGACAUUAUACCUCACACUUAAAUGUGUUCUGGGAUCUGUUAUUAAAGGCUCAGUUGCAGUAGUAAGCCAGUAAAAAUAGACCUAAAAAUGAAAUGURUUCUCUGAUGGUUACCCACUCAUUUCAAAAGCAACUUAACACAAUGGAAUUAAAAAGUCUUCAAACCCUGUUGCACAUGCCAUUGUAAUUCUUAAUAAAAUAAAUGCAGGUAUGGUUGAAAUUACUUAAACAAAAUAAAUGGGAUGUAUAAUUAGAGAAGGUAUUUAUAUCUCUAYAAUUAGAGAAGGUAUAUAUAUAUUUCAUAUAUAUAUGAAAAUUUGUUCAAGAGAAAAAAGAAUAAAGAAAUUUUAUCACUUUCCAGUGGUCUGGACAGAAUGCAGUACAUUGUACAAAAUGUAAUAAAAUAAAAUUAUGGUGAGCUGUGUGUUUUGGUUUUUUUUAA